Molecule: messenger RNA, 1886 nt
Organism: Dothidotthia symphoricarpi CBS 119687
Lineage: Eukaryota; Fungi; Ascomycota; Dothideomycetes; Pleosporales; Dothidotthiaceae
Exons: 4
Coding region: 1-1461 (486 amino acids)
Source: RefSeq, a predicted model, not a curated record
AUGGACUCUACUGUUCUCCUUGAUGGCCUUCCCACGUCCCUGGCAGAUCUUCUCUCCAAUACCUUGAUUCUGCGCCAAACUGCGCCCUAUCUUCCCGUGUCGUCUCUUUGUGCCCUGGCAGCGACAUCACGACCUCUUUACUAUACCAUCCGUCAAUCUCCUGAAGCAUUUCGUUAUCUCGACCUCUCACCUGUCAAGUCCGCCAUUGUUCCUUUCGACGGACCUCUUGAUGCUGGUGGCAUUGUCUGGCGCGCUGAGCGCAUGGAUGAAUCUCUAUCGGAAGACGAGUUUUACUCUGGCCCACUGCGAGGCAUCUUCUCCAGACUCGAGAAGCAAAGCCUCCUACGCAACGUACACACACUAGUGUUAGAUGGCCUCAGCGUUACGGCAGAGCUUGUUAAGGACCUACUCACCGAAGAAAGAUACAACGUUCGCAUUCUUUCGAUUCGAGAGGUCAAGCACUUGAACGAGAGGAAGCUUCAGCAAUAUCUGAGAUAUGCGGUUCGACCGUCGAGGCCUGAAGGAACACCACGAGUCAAAGGAAUUUACCUAUUCGGACCCCGCGACCCAGCGCCACUCCCUGGAUCAUCAUCAACUAAUAAUCCGCCCUCAUCUGUCUCACGAGGAAUCAUGUCUUCACAAGGAGCUCAGAUUGGCGCCGAGUGGAACCAAAAAUCAUCAGAAGCUCUCGGAGCUGCGCUGGCGAGGACCGAGGACAAAUGGUAUCAAUCUUCUGGAAAGAUGAUGACAAAGCGACCAUCUUCAGAAUGGGCAGAAGUCAUACAAGCAUGCGAAGGCAUCGUAGCUUUCGACGCUGUACUUUGCAGAGGUCCGCGACACGAUCCAAGCAAAGCAUACGUCACUGAAGGCCAAAGCCACAGCAUACCACAUCCAGCUUCGUUCCUUAGACCUUGUAUUGCCACUGUUGCAUUGGGCCCAUCUGGUUGCGAGUCCUGCCAUACCAGCUCUGAGGGGCCAGCAGCAUGUGGCCACUCUCCAUCAUCUCAUCUUCCGCUACUGAGCCCAGUACCUCUUCACGGAAGUUCCAUACGUGCUGCACAGACGCCACAUACCAUUGAUGGGUCAACUGCCCCGCCACUUUAUGUGCGAUGCGAAGAUUGUCUCAAGGGCCGUUGGUGUGAGAGAUGUAACAAAUGGUGGGACGAGGAAUGUUACGCAGGAUCGACCGUUGCCCAGCGCACCGAACUCCAACAAACGGAGCUUACAGAGGACAUACAAUCCAAUGGGAGCACUUGCCUGAUCCCAAAGCAAACCAUCAAGAUUAUCGGCGUUCGACGCGACUGUUUCGGCUGUGGCCAUACGUGUAUAAGCUGCAAAGAGCUCUUCAUCCGGCAAUGUACGAAGUGCCAACAAGAAUACUGCCGUGAGGACAACGAAACCUCAUCAGAGACCUUGUGUGAUUGGUGUAACUACACUGCUCGACGGAGCCGCGUGUCCUGAGCAUAUCGCUCGAAUAUAUCGCUCGAGUAUAUGUAUAGAGGGCGUUGGUGUUGGGUGUUUGUGGACUCGUACACCCAUUAUGAUUCGAUGUAUGGGGUACUUCUACCUGGCGCACAUUGCAUUUUACGAUUGACUCUACUCAUGACAUCAAUAUUAGAUACCCAUCUCUUCUCUUCACUGAGCUGAAGUUUCCUAGCAAGUGUGCACUUUUCUUUUUCCUUCUGCAACGCGAUUUCCGAUUCGACGUAAGAGGGGAAUUCAGUCCAAGAGACAGCGUCCGAAGUCAUUAUCUUGACUAUGUCAAGAUUUUGAAUAGACAAUACUAUGAUUGUCUGCUAAGUAUCAAUGUGUCAUUCUUGAGAAGCUAUACCACAGUACAGGGCGUAAAGGAAACAAUAUAUUGGCGGCAUAAUGAAGACGUCUAA